Molecule: messenger RNA, 1565 nt
Organism: Suillus paluster
Lineage: Eukaryota; Fungi; Basidiomycota; Agaricomycetes; Boletales; Suillaceae
Product: Ribophorin I
Exons: 6
Coding region: 31-1488 (485 amino acids)
Cellular component (GO): oligosaccharyltransferase complex; membrane
Source: RefSeq, a predicted model, not a curated record
CGCUCUUUCUACAACAAGCCACGACUCCAAAUGACACGACGCUGGCGGGCACUUCCUCUGCUCCUUGUGAGCGCGCUUGCACCUUCCUUCUCAUUAGCUGGUUUAUCUUUUGAAAACACGGCUAUCGUCCGCACCAUCGAACUAGGUGGUUCGCUUGUACACGUCAGUACAACUUACGCUGUCAAAGCUCUCGAGCCAGGACAGACUACCUACCAAAUUGCGCUCAGCAAGGCUGAGCGAGCAAAAACAAGUUGGCUCGAGGCUAAAGUAAAGGGACGGACUGUACCUCUUGAUGUCACUGAGCUCAGUGAGGAUGAAUCCAGUACAGAGCAUUUGUUGUCUGUUUCCCUUCCAAAAGAGUUGGCUGUGAACGGCACUCUCAACCUUGUGUUGGAGACUGUGCAGACGCAUGCUACAUACCCAUUUCCUGAACAGGCCGCUCAGAAGGACCCCCAGCUGCUCAAGUAUGAAACUGACCUUUUCACCAUCAGCCCUUAUACCACCCUCGUCCAGCGCACAAAGGUCAAGUCUUUGUCGCCGAACGUCGUUUCCUAUACUACCCCACACGACGUGGACAGUUUCAUGAGAGAUGGUUCUGUCACCAAAUCCGGGGCGACUAUUACAUAUGGUCCUUAUCACGACAUUCAAACGGACGCAGAUUUCGUGGCAAAAUAUCAACAACCUAUCUCAGUUCAUUACAGCUUCGACCAUCCCGUUCUCGAGGUCAAGACGCUUCGCCGUACAGCAGAAAUUAGCCACUGGGGUUCCAACUUGAAUAUCGAGGACAAGAUUGACCUCCAUAACGCUGGGCCCACUCUUAAGGGUCAUUUCUCUCGCUUGGAGUACCAAAGCCAAAAUUAUCACCGCAAGCAAGCUCCACAUAUUCUUUCCGACCUCACUUUACACCUUCCCCCCGGGGUGACCAAUGCGUACUACUACGACCAGAACGGCAAUGUCUCGACAUCCCAUCUGCGCACGACGCCGUCUGUCGCUAAGGGUAGCAAGGCAAUGCAGUAUAGUGUGCUUGAAUUACGGCCACGCUACCCAGUGCUCGGGGGUUGGAACUACUCUUGCACUAUUGGCUUCGACACGCCUCUGCAGGAUUCAGUCGGCUAUGAUGCGAAGAAUGGCAUAUACAUCGUUGGCAUACCUGUCAUGACCCAUAUUCCUAGCGCUGUCGUCGACGACGCCGAAGUCAAAGUUAUAUUACCGGAAGGUGCAACUAAUGUCGAAUUCAUCUCCCCUUUCCCCGAACUUUUUAGCGGUAUGUCAACGCACAUCACAUACCUCGAUACCACGGGGCGCCCCGCCGUCACCUUCGCAUACAAAGACUUGACAUACAAACACAUGGGCAUCAUCUACGUCUCUUAUCAGGUUCCCUUCUCGGCUCACUUGAAGAAAGCCAUGUCUGUUGGUGCUGCUUUCUUCAGCCUGUUUGCUCUUGCCUUCAUGGCUAGGCGCGUCGAUUUAACUCUACACAAGAAGUGAUGUACAGUAAUACUUUUGCAACUGGUCAAUCAUGAUGGAAAACCUUAUUGCCUCAGAACCUAGGUGGCAUUCAUGAC